Larimichthys crocea (large yellow croaker) is the source of this 1621-nucleotide messenger RNA. Its product is annotated as myosin-9-like. The transcript has 10 exons. Lineage: Eukaryota; Metazoa; Chordata; Actinopteri; Sciaenidae. Gene Ontology annotation, biological process: actomyosin structure organization; mitotic cytokinesis; regulation of cell shape. Gene Ontology annotation, cellular component: cytoplasm; myosin II complex; myosin filament. Gene Ontology annotation, molecular function: microfilament motor activity; actin filament binding. The annotation marks the transcript as partial. The record is from RefSeq and is a predicted model, not a curated record.
UUUCUAACCGUUCUGUGCCAACCAGGUGAAGCCCCUGCUGCAGGUGACCCGGCAAGAUGAGGAGAUCCAGGUUAGAGAAGCCCAGCUCCAGAAGGCCAAGGACAAUCUCACCCGAGUGGAGCUGGACUACACAGAGCUGGACAGGAAACACGCUCAGCUGUUGGAGGAGAAGUCAGUGCUGGCUGACCAGCUGCAGGCAGAGGCGGAGCUGUUUGCAGAGGCAGAGGAGAUGAGGGCCAGGUUGGCCAGUCGGAAACAGGAGCUGGAGGAAGUGCUGGGCGAGCUGGAGACUCGACUGGAGGAAGAGGAGGAGAGAGGUGCGCAACUGACCAAUGAGAAGAAGAGGAUGCAGCAGAACAUACAGGACCUGGAGGAGCAGUUAGAGGAAGAGGAAAGUGCCCGACAGCGCCUCCUGCUGGAGAAGGUUACUUUAGAGACCAAAGUGAAGAGUCUGGAAACCGACCUGCUAAACGCAGUGGAGCAGAGAGACCGACUCAGCAAGGAGAAGAAACAGUUUGAGGAGCGUCUGAGUGAGGUGACUGAUCAGCUCACUGAGGAGGAGGAGAAAACCAAAAGUCUGAACAAACUCAAGAACAAACAGGAAGCUGUCAUCGCUGACCUGGAGGAGCGUCUGAAACGUGAGGAGCAGGGUCGCUUGGAGCAGGAGAAGUGGAGGAGGAGGAUGGAGAACGAGUCAGUGGAGGCCCAGGAGCAGCUGUCAGAUCUGGGCAUUUUGACCGGCGAGCUGCGGGGCAGUCUGGCUCAGAAGGAAAAGGAAAUCACCACCCUGCAGGGCCGGUUGGAGGAAGAAGGAGCGCGCCGCUCAGAAGCUCAGAGGGCGCUGAGGGAGGCCAUGUCCCAGGUGUCUGAGUUGAAAGAGGAAGUGGAGAAUGAACGAGGAAUGAGGGAAAGGGCAGAGAAACAGAGGAGAGACCUGAGUGAGGAGCUGGAGGCUUUGAGAACAGAGCUGGAGGACACUCUGGACACCACAGCGGCCCAGCAGGAGCUGAGGUCUCGUCGGGAGGCAGAGUUAAAUGACCUCCAGCGGUGUGUCGAAGAGGAGACUCGCCGUCACGAGGUCCAGCUGUCAGAGCUCAGAGUCAAACACAGCGCUGCUAUAGACAACCUCCAGGAACAGCUGGACAAUAGCAAGAGAGCCCGUCAGUCCCUGGAGAAAGCCAAGGCAGUGCUGGAGGAAGAGAGACAAAAUUUGACUUCUGAGCUCAAGAGCCUCCAAGCGGGACGCACAGAGAGCGAGAGAGGACGCAAGAGGGCCGAGGGUCAGCUGCAAGAGCUCAGCGCCCGACUGGCUCAGGCUGAUAGAGAGAGGGAGGAGAGGGAAGAGCGAGUGCACAAGCUGCAGUGUGAGAUUGAGAGUAUCUCCAACAAUUUGUCCUCCUCUGACACCAAAUCCCUUCGGCUCUCGAAAGAGGUCAGCAGCCUGGAGAGUCAGCUGAAUGAUGCCAAGGAAUUGCUGCAGGAUGAAACUCGUCAAAAGAUGGCUCUGGGCUCAAGGGUGCGAGCACUGGAGGAGGAGAAGAACGGACUGAUGGAAAGACUUGAGGAGGAGGAGGAGAGAGCCAAAGAGUUGACUCGGCAGAUUCAGACUCAUACCCAGCAG